Cuscuta campestris is the source of this 1627-nucleotide messenger RNA. NCBI's taxonomy places the organism in Eukaryota, Viridiplantae, Streptophyta, Magnoliopsida, Solanales, Convolvulaceae. The record is from the annotation of a GenBank genome assembly.
UUAUCAUUACAUAUACGCAUUCACAUACGUAGAGAGAGGCAAUCAGGUUAAUAAACAUGGGAGGGUGUGCGUCCAAGCCUAAGGUUAAGGAGGGGGACGUCACAUCCAAACUUCUAGUGCCGGUGCCAGAGAAAAAAGCGGACUUUGCUGCCAAAAACACGGUGGUUGAAAAACACCUGGUGCCAGAGAAGAGAGAUCACUUUGCAGCCAAAAACAUAGUGGUCGAAAAGAACCUGGUGCUAGAGAAAAGAGAUGACUUUGCCGCCAAAAACACGGUGGUCGAAAAGAAGAUGCUUCCAGAGAAAAGAGAUGACUUUGCCGUCAAAAGCACAGAGGUCGAAAAGAAGCUGGUGGUGGAGGACGGCAAGGAUAAUCCUACCAAGUGUUGUUAUCCCAGCAAUAGUUUUACCCAGAUGUCAAUGAGGGAGGAAUUACGUGCACCGUCCAAAUGUGAGCCUCAGGAGCCAAAAUCUAGAGAAGAACACACACAACCUCUAGUGGAUUCAAUUGAUUCAUGUGGAAAAAUGGCACCAGAUUCAUCACCAAAAUCAAAAGAAAAACCAAUAGCACAAGAAAUCAAAACACUCAUACUCCAAACCACUCUGAAACUUGAAGAGAAUGUUGCAAAAGAGGCUCUUCUUGACCUCCCAAAAAUUGAAAAUUAUUCUUCGGAGAGUAAUAAUAAAACCGAGGAGAAGCAAGCGGAAAACACCUUGAAACCAGAGAUUCUUCAUGACAAGAGUAUUAAGCAAAAGGCCAUAGAGGAAAGCACCCCAAAAAUUGAGACAUCAAAUGAUGAACUAGAAGAGAAGCACAAUAAGAGUCUCAUGGAAAAUGUAAUUUUGGACAAAGAUGUAAAGAAUCCAUUAAAGCUUGAGGGGUUUCUAGAUGAGAAAACAGAACAUAUUUCUCAUGACGAAAACACCUUGAGACAAGAGAGUCUUAUAGAGAACACAACUAUGGAGAAACCUAUAGAAGAGGCCUCCAAACCUGAUAAGGAAAUAGAAGAGAAUCAUGCAGAAGAAGACACCGUGAAACCUGAGAAGAACAUUGAGGAAGAAUCUGUAAAGAAUACCCAUAAGUCUGACGGUUCUGAAGAAGAAAACAUUCUCGAGACAAAAAUGUCUCGUGAGGAAAAACCAAUCCAAAAUAAUAAUAAAAGUUCUGAUGUGAUUAAAAUGGAGGAGGAUCAUGAGGAAAAUUUCACAAAAUUGGAGACCCAACCAAGGAAGAGAGUAGAAGAAAACAUGAAACCCCAACAGCCCGAAAUACCUCGGGAGAAGGAAACAGAGACUAUGCUCUUGGACCGAAUUCUCAUGAAGGAAAUGGAAGAGAAGUGGCUAGGGAGAUGAGAAUUGUAUUGAGUUGCAUAAUAAAUUGAGAGCUCAACUGAUCAACCACGAAACAUUGUAUAUCGAGACACCUUAAUGCAUUCUUGUAAAACAAUGAUAAUUUUAGUUUCAAUUUAUUGUUCAAACAUACCAUAGAAAUACAUAUCAUGGCUUGAGAAAAGAAUAUAAUAUACAUGCAUUCAUUAUCUUAUAUAAAAAAGGGUGAUUGUUUUUUCCACCUUUUUUCACAUGGGGUACCCCAACUUUAGACGUUGUAACAAAAAGGUACAUCAUCU